CGAAUCGCUGUGUACACUAGGAACAUGGCAGCGCGGUGUCUCUUCACUCGUCAUCACCAGAGAGUAUUCCCUACAUGCCUAUCGAAGUAUGGAAGGGGAUAUACUCUGCGGCGGGGACGGAAGGAUUUAGGGCUGAGGAUGAGGGUUGCUGACAUAACCUCAUCUGCUCCGAUCACGGAAUUUUAUCUCCCCGCGGCGAAGAUAAGUAUUCAUUUGCCCGUCAUCUACAACUUCGGUUCCAAUUCUCUUGUCCGCGCUUUGGCUGUGUGUUUUAUCUUGCUGCUUAAGAUCAAUCUCUGACUCGUCUCUACGUGGACAGCAUUAUGUCCGCAGAAUCCUCUACAAAUGGCACUGCGACGCCCGUUUCAUCGAAGUACAGCAACCUGGCUCUGACCGAGUACUCAACAGUGCCCACGCCUGACUCAGAACAGGAAGAUCGAAAGCAAUUGGGAGUACCACCCGAUUGGGGUAUUCCGGAUGCUUUUUUACUUCCCAAUGGCUAUCCAGAUUAUCUCCGAUUGAUCUUAACAUCCCGCGUUUACGAGGUCAUCAAUGAGACUCCCCUUCAUCAUGCAGUCAACCUUAGCAACCGCUUGGAAUGUCGUGUACUUCUGAAACGGGAGGACUUGCUCCCUGUGUUCAGUUUCAAGCUCCGUGGAGCCUACAACAAGAUGGCACAUCUGAAUCAUGAGCAGAGAUGGAAAGGUGUCAUCGCAUGCUCUGCAGGUAACCAUGCACAGGGUGUUGCUUUUUCCGCACGUCAUUUGAAGAUUCCAGCAACAAUUGUUAUGCCCUCGGGCACCCCGGCUAUCAAGCACCUGAACGUCGCUCGCCUCGGCGGAAGUGUGAUUCUUCACGGAGACGACUUCGAUGCUGCGAAGGCGGAAGCGCACCGCUUAGAGAAGCAGCACGGAUUAACGAGCAUUCCUCCUUUCGAUGACCCUUACGUGAUUGCAGGCCAAGGAACCAUCGGAAUGGAAAUCUUGCGCCAGGCAAACUUGCAGAAGCUGGAAGCUGUCUUCUGCGCUGUUGGAGGAGGAGGAUUGAUUGCUGGUAUCGGAGUCUACCUCAAGCGCAUUGCACCCCAUGUGAAGAUCAUCGGAGUGGAAGCUCAUGAUGCGAAUGCUAUGGCUCAGUCCUUGGAUUCUGGGUCUCGUGUGCUGCUCAAAGAUGUGGGGCUGUUUGCCGACGGUGCUGCUGUGAAGGCUGUUGGAGAGGAACCCUACCGGCUGGCUCGUGAAGUAGUUGAUGAAGUCGUUCAGGUUUCUACUGAUGAGACAUGCGCCGCGAUCAAGGAUGCGUUUGAGGACACCCGAUCUAUCGUCGAGCCGGCAGGCGCCUUGGCCCUGGCAGGUCUCAAGAAAUAUGUUUCCUUGUACCCCGACCCUAACCCUAACCGGGAGCUGGUUGCUAUUACAUCCGGUGCGAACAUGGACUUCGAUAGACUACGGUUCGUGGCUGAGCGUGCUGCCCUGGGUGAGCGGAAGGAGGCGCUCUUGAGUGUGAACAUCCCCGAACGGCCUGGCUCUUUCGCUAGGCUAGUCGAGGUCAUUCUCCCUCACGCGGUCACCGCAUUCAGUUACCGUUAUGCUCGGGACGAAUCUGCCGAUGUCUUUAUGGGUAUCUCCUUGUCUGCCUCUACUGGGCAGAAGGAUCUGACGAAGAUCAUGGAAGAACUGGACAAGGGUGGCAUGAAGGCGAAGGAUUUGAGCGACGACGAGCUUGCUAAGAGACACGUCCGCUUUUUGGUUGGUGGACGCUGCGACGUGAAGGAUGAACGUUUGUUCAUGUUCGAGUUCCCAGAGCGUCCUGGUGCUCUGGCCAAGUUCCUGACCACCCUCCGACCCAGCCAGAACCUCAGUUUGUUCCACUACCGUAACUACGGUGGUGACGUUGGAAAGGUGCUUGCUGGCAUUCAGUGCCCACCAUCUGAGAAGGACCAGCUGGAGGCCUUCCUAAAGGAUCUGGGCUAUCCUUUCAGCGAGCAUACCGACUCGUCCACUUACCACACCUUCCUUCGUUCUUGAAUUACUCCUAAAGUGGGCCAAUCCUUUACGAAUCGUGUGUUGUAAAAUCGGUCGGGACUCAUUUCGGUUGAAAUUUUAGUAUGGCGUUCGGAUGGAGCAUAAAAUUGAUAGAUCUCAAGCUGGUAUUGAUCAGCUUUUCAUAUCAUAUCUUAAUGCAAGACUUUUUUUUCUUCUUUCCUGCUUGCAUC
Molecule: messenger RNA, 2215 nt
Organism: Aspergillus caelatus
Lineage: Eukaryota; Fungi; Ascomycota; Eurotiomycetes; Eurotiales; Aspergillaceae
Product: threonine dehydratase, biosynthetic
Exons: 3
Coding region: 324-2027 (567 amino acids)
Biological process (GO): L-threonine catabolic process
Molecular function (GO): threonine deaminase activity; pyridoxal phosphate binding
Source: RefSeq, a predicted model, not a curated record